ACUGGAAGAGAGCGCGAGCCUGAGGAGGAAGGAGCGCGGCGUGCGCGCAGGCCCAGAACCGCCGAGCCUUGGCUGCCGGCAACGCCCCAGAGCGGAAGAGGGAAGUGGAGGCGUCAGGCUGUGGGUUCCUAGCAGGGUGGGCUUGCUGAAGUAGAGGCAGCGCCGAGAGGAGGCCUUUGCCACCGGUCCGGAUCGCGAUGUCGAAGAACACGGUGUCGUCGGCCCGGUUCCGGAAGGUGGACGUGGAUGAGUACGACGAGAACAAGUUCGUGGACGAGGAAGACGGGGGCGAUGGGCAGGCCGGGCCCGACGAGGGCGAGGUGGACUCCUGCCUGCGGCAAGGAAACAUGACGGCUGCCCUACAGGCAGCUCUGAAAAACCCCCCUAUCAACACCAAGAGUCAGGCGGUGAAGGAUCGAGCAGGCAGCAUUGUCUUGAAGGUGCUCAUCUCUUUUAAAGCUAAUGAUAUUGAAAAGGCAGUUCAAUCCCUGGACAAGAACGGUGUGGAUCUCCUAAUGAAGUAUAUUUAUAAAGGCUUUGAGAGCCCCUCUGACAACAGCAGUGCUGUGUUAUUGCAAUGGCAUGAAAAGGCACUUGCUGCCGGAGGAGUAGGGUCCAUUGUUCGAGUCUUGACUGCAAGGAAAACCGUGUAGUCCAGCAGGAACUGGAUAUCUCCUGCAGGUGUGGGAGUUGCGGGUACAAAGACCAAAACAACCAAAUGCCACCGCUGCCCUUUGGGUCGCAUCUAUUUCUCUCAGCUCUGCCUUCUUGCUUCCUUUUUCAUAUUUGUAAAGAAGAAAAUUACAUAUCAGUUUUCCUUUAAUGAAAAUUGGGAUAAUAUACCGGAAAUGUUUUAACAUGAGUGUUUUAUGCUCUCGAAACUAUUUCAGUGAUGUGUAUACCAAUCUAUAUAUAGUAUAAUUUACAUUCAAGUUUAAUUGUGCAAUUUUUAGCCCCUAUUGGCUGGUGUUUUUGUUUUUUGUUUUUGUUUUUGACUAAUAGAAAUUUGAUCAGAAUUUGAGGCCAGUUUCCUAACUCAGUGCUAGCCAGGAAAUGAUCUUUAUAAAAAAUUAUGUUUCAGAGACUGGCAGCUAUUAACAUUAUAAAACUGGACCAUACUUCUUUUAUUUAAGAAAAAUGUGUUUCUGGAACAAGUGGUGGGUGAACACCACCGCCAAGUUCCAGUUGUGUCUCUGCUUGCCUUCAGAUCAUGUGAGUUUAAGUAUGCUUCCUCCUCUCAGCAUCCAGUAAUCAUGGCCUCUUGAUUUCUUUGUGGUCACCCAGGGUCCAGAGCAAGGAGUCUUGCUCUACACAAAUGUAUCUAUUAAACACCAGAGCCCAUUUGGUGUGAGCAUACAACUUUUGUUCCAAUAAUAUGACCCUAUUUGGAGAAACUACUCCAAAUUAGAAAGGACAUGGAAACUAUGAUGUAGUUCAAACUCUGGGCAGCCUCUGAAUGAAAUGCUAUUUUCUUUAGAAAUAUAGUAGCUGCCUUAGACAUUAUGAGGUAUAUAACUAGUGUUUGAUAUGCCCUAUACAUGUCUUUAGUGUUCUUCAGGGUAGUUGGGAUCUCAAAAGAUUUGGUUCAGAUCCAAACACAAACACAUUCUGUAUUUUAGCUCAGUGUUUUUUCAAAAAAGAAAAUGCCACACAGCAAAAGGUGUUUACUUUGUUGGACUAACCAAAUCUCUUCUCAAAAAAUGACCGGUGCUUAUAAAAAGUUAGUAUUCAGUAGCUCCAAAACAAACCACCUGAAUGCAUAUGACCAAGAGAAAAAUCACCCUGUGUUUAGUAUUUACAGUGGACACCAGUUUCGUAAUCACUGACUUAUGUGAAAACUGGUGCAGAAAUUCUGUAAACUCUUGCUGUUUUUGAUAUCUGCUUUUUGUUUUGUUUUGUAAAAAUGAUAAAGUUCAGAAAAUAAAACGUCAGUGUUGAAUAAUUUA
Messenger RNA from Diceros bicornis minor, 1946 nucleotides. It is a transcript of the gene ARPC5, whose product is annotated as actin related protein 2/3 complex subunit 5. Gene Ontology annotation, biological process: Arp2/3 complex-mediated actin nucleation; cell migration; regulation of actin filament polymerization. NCBI's taxonomy places the organism in Eukaryota, Metazoa, Chordata, Mammalia, Perissodactyla, Rhinocerotidae. The coding region runs from base 198 to 653 and encodes 151 amino acids. Gene Ontology annotation, molecular function: actin filament binding. Gene Ontology annotation, cellular component: cytoplasm; actin cytoskeleton; Arp2/3 protein complex. The transcript has 4 exons. The record is from RefSeq and is a predicted model, not a curated record.